Molecule: messenger RNA, 964 nt
Organism: Musa acuminata AAA Group (dessert banana)
Lineage: Eukaryota; Viridiplantae; Streptophyta; Magnoliopsida; Zingiberales; Musaceae
Product: putative germin-like protein 2-1
Exons: 2
Coding region: 48-719 (223 amino acids)
Cellular component (GO): cell wall
Molecular function (GO): manganese ion binding
Source: RefSeq, a predicted model, not a curated record
CGUGCAUUUGUAUCACAACACCAAUUGUAGCUUCAUCCAUCCUAAAGAUGGCAGCCAAAAUCCUUCUCAUCGCUCUCCUUGCCAUGGCUUCCUCUCUCGCAAUGGCUUCUGAUCCUAGCCCUCUUCAAGACUUCUGCGUCGCCGAUAAGAACUCCAAAGUGCUGGUGAAUGGAUUCGUCUGCAAAGACCCCAAGCAAGUGACAGCCGAAGACUUCUUCUUCAUGGGACUCGACAAAGCCGGCAACACAGGAAACAAGCUCGGCUCCAUGGUCACUGCCGUCAACGUUAACAAGCUCGUCGGACUCAACACCCUCGGCAUCUCCAUGGUUCGCAUCGACUACGGGCCCAAAGGCCUCAACCCUCCCCACACUCACCCCCGUGCCACCGAGAUCCUCACCGUCAUAGAAGGACAGCUCUUGGUCGGCUUCGUCACAUCCAACACCGACGACGGCAACCGUCUCUUCACCAAGAUGCUGAAGAAGGGCGAUGUGUUUGUGUUCCCUGAGGGCCUCAUCCACUUCCAGUUCAACCCUGGGUACACCAACACCGUCGCCAUCGGUGCUCUCAGUAGCCAAAACCCCGGCACGAUCACCAUCGCCAACGCUGUGUUCGGGUCGAAGCCACCCAUCUCCGACGAUGUUCUGGCCAAGGCUUUCCAGGUGGACAAGAAGACCAUCGACUGGCUUCAGGCUCAGUUCUGGACGGACAACAACAACUAGAAAGCUUCGUUCUUGCAAGUUGACAUGACAUGAAAUGCAUAAAAUUAUGUGCUUUAAAUAAGCAAACAGUGGAUAAGCUUCUUUCUUGCAAGUUGACAUGACAUGACAUGCAUAAAAUUAUGUGCUUUAAAUAAGGAAACAGUGGAUAACUAUUUGCAUUUGUAUUUGUGAUAGAAUAUGGCUUCUUUGUUAUAUGGAAACUGUCUUACUACGUACCAAACAAUUGAGUCCCGAUGUUAUUUCUA